AUGAAUAUUUAUACGGAUAUGUGCUCAAAAAAAAGAAAAAUAAAUGAUAAAUCACACUGUUCCAAAGAGAUAUCCAAGCCAACUUACUACAAUCAUGACUACCUCUAUAAAAUUAACAAAAAAUCAGAUUUCCUCAAAAAAUCAAAGAAUACCAUAUGUUUUGCCACACAAGUUCCACCCGAGAUAUUUGCCACCAUAUGCGAAUAUCUCGAUCCGCCAGAACUCUUUGCACUCGCCUCGACGUGUAGAAAAUUUCAUGAUUAUUUAUGCUCAGAGGAAUCGGGCGUCACCCAACAAAUAUGGAAAGCUUCUCGGAUGCUGUAUUUACCAUCGUUGACGGAUCCCCCGUGGGAAGGAAUGGAUCAACGACGAUACACAGCGCUGUUGAUUUUGCAACGUACUUGCCAAAUUUGUGGUAAAACUCAGGAUGAAAAACCGGUCCCUUUGUAUUGGGAAUUUCAUCUCAGAUGUUGCGAUUCCUGUUUUAGUAAAAAUACUGCAAGUCAUCUGCAAUUAAUGAGAGACAAAGUGCCUCGCGAGAUUUUAGCGACCACUCCAUACAUAUUAGUCACAUCAAGCACUCCAUGCAUGGUAAAAGUGCGUAACUCAACAAAGAUCCAUGUGUUGAAAAGAUUGCACGUCUACUGGCGUCCACAUAUUACAGAAGCACAGAAUAAAUGGGAAGCAAUGAAACCGGAAGAUCAAGAAGGAUGGUUAGACAAACAACCCAGACUAUCCUCUAAGAUGGAAGCUUAUAAGCGACGAAAAACCGCAUACGCUCAAGAAAUCUUAAAAAAAGCUGAGGAGACACGACGAACUCGGCUUGCUUAUGCUUUGGAGGCUUUAAAAAAUGAAGUGUAUCUUGACGGAACUCCAAAAUUUUAUGCGCCCAUGUUCGAUUAUUGCUCAACUCGUGAACAGCCACUACAAUUUUUUAUCUUCACGGAUAAUGAUUGGGUUAGGUGGCGUAAUCGUAUGGAAGCUGAAUAUCGAAAAAUGAUGGAAAUUGCAGAUUCAUUCAACCCAAUAAUGUGCAAUCCCACAUAA
This is a messenger RNA of Ambispora leptoticha, 1047 nucleotides long. Lineage: Eukaryota; Fungi; Glomeromycota; Glomeromycetes; Archaeosporales; Ambisporaceae. The record is from the annotation of a GenBank genome assembly.